ACAAACCAGCUGCAUGUGCAGAAAAUUCAGCAAACACAUUUGUAAGACUCUUGCCCUUGUGGUUUUACAUUACCAAUGCAAUGCAAGCAAAGUUUUACUCUUUAGGGUACUGUUUGGAUAAAGUUAGUAUCUUGGCUAAAUUUUGACAUAGCAGGCUAAUCUUAAAAGUCUUUGCAAAUCACUCACCCAGAUUUUACUCUUGUCCCUGGCCUACAGAAACCACAACAAAAUAAUACUGUGCUUUAAUGAAAAUCUUAUGAUUAUGACUAGAAUCCGGGGUCUAGAUCUUUGAUUUGUCUCUGAAUUUUCUAAACACAAUCAAAAUUAUUGGUUUAAAACCAUUUAUAGCUUUUUAUAGCUAACUGAAGCAAAUACAUAACAAUGGUUUUAUUUACCCUUUCAGUAUGAAGCAGCUAAGUGUUUUUAUUCCAAUGUCAAAAAUCCUUAGCAAUUGAGCUGUGUAUGAAACCAGCAGCCUGCUGCCUCUUUGUAAGAUGUCAUCACAGUAAGAACUGCCUCCUCCCUCCUCACACACUGCUUUGGGUACAUAAAAGGAGCUUAUUUUCUCGACAAUAUCACCAUUUCGUAUAACCACACAAAAAGAUUUGUUUGGUUUUUGACUUUUUGCCUUUUUAUUUUGUAUCGUCACAGCCAGAGCACCUGCAACUCAUCAUGUCAAUGGGAAUGGAAAUCGGGGGCAUUGCCCUAGGUUUACUGGGCUGGAUCAUGUCUAUUAUAACCUGCGCUCUGCCAAUGUGGAAGGUCACAGCUUUUAUUGGAAAUAACAUUGUCACAGCACAAAUCACCUGGGAAGGCAUCUGGAUGACCUGUGUGGUUCAGAGCACUGGACAGAUGCAGUGUAAAGUGUAUGACUCCAUGCUGACUCUUCCUCAAGACCUUCAGGCGGCCCGAGCUAUGUGCAUCAUCUCCAUCAUUCUGGGUGUUCUGGCUUUAAUGAUCUCUAUCAUGGGUGCAAAGUGCACCAACUGCAUUGAGGAUGAGACAUCCAAUGCAAAGGUCAUGAUUGUCUCUGGCAUCUAUUUCAUCAUCUCUGGCCUCCUGACACUUAUCCCAGUGUCCAGGACCUCCAGGACCAUUGUUCAGGAUUUCUACAACCCGUUGGUGCUAUCCAGUCAGAAGUACAAGUUGGGAGCAUCGCUGUACAUAGGCUUUGGGGCUGCUACCCUUCUGAUCUUCGGAGGAGCGUUGCUAUGCUGCAGCUGUCCACAAUGCAAGGCCAGGUACAAGCCACCCAAAAAAGCCUAUACUGCUCCUCGCUCCACUAGUGCCUAUGGGAAGGACAAUGUGUGAAAUUCGUUAAAAGACAGGUACAGAUUUAAUGAAGGAAGACAAAGAAUUUUCCAAGUAGACUCCGACAUGAAGGGCUCUGUUAUGCUGUUUAUAUUUGCUCUGCUCUGUUUGCUCUGUGUGUUUGGAGUUGCUUUUAAGA
This is a messenger RNA of Tachysurus fulvidraco (yellow catfish), 1450 nucleotides long. RefSeq names its product claudin-3-like. The transcript has a single exon. Gene Ontology annotation, biological process: bicellular tight junction assembly; cell adhesion. The coding region runs from base 673 to 1311 and encodes 212 amino acids. Gene Ontology annotation, molecular function: structural molecule activity. Lineage: Eukaryota; Metazoa; Chordata; Actinopteri; Siluriformes; Bagridae. The record is from RefSeq and is a predicted model, not a curated record. Gene Ontology annotation, cellular component: bicellular tight junction; plasma membrane.